CCAAUGCCAACGCAAUACGAGAAAAUGAGCAUGUUCAGGAUUUGACGAGGAUUCACGUGUAACUGACUGGAUGCACAUACCUAAAAUGGUUCUCAGUGGUCGUUAUUGCAAAUAGCAAUGAAGAGCCAUAUCGUAUAUCCAACGUCAGACCCAACCAAUCAUGAGGUUGCAGUAUGCCUUAAUACGCAGUAGACAUAUCUACAAAGCUCCUACGUGUUUUGUCCGAACAAGGAAGAUUAUGACCAAGCCGAUGCCCGACAAUGGAACGAUGAUGAAAACCUACUCCUCAAACAAUCCAAGAAAGGUUUCACAAUCGGCAAGCAAGUCUGAAUCAAUACCCAAACCAUUGUAUAAGUUAAUUAUUGUGUCAAGCAUUCUUUUAGUCAUUGUGUUAACAGCAUUUGAGUUUAGAUACGUAGUAUUUGAAUAUUUAUCUCUACUUCAUAUUGUUAAAUUGGACCUAAACCCAAAGCAUGGAAAUGGUGGAUGGAGAGAGCCAGAUGAGGCUACUCUUCAGCUUUACGACACUGGCAUUUGCAAUAUCGAUCGGGUAAAUGCUGUUGAUUUGACCUUAGACAUUUUUGAGAGCACUUACAGACACAGAAAACCUGUUAUAGUAACUUUUCCGAACGGCGCCGAAGAUUGGAUUAACCCAGGAAAAUGGACUGUUGAAAGCUUGAAGACUGAAUACGGUGACCGAUGGGUGUUGUCCGGAAAUGCACGAGAAAUCGUGCGCAGAGGUGGAUCAGGCUAUGUCGAGACUACCUUUGAGGAAUAUUUGAACGACCUCUUAAAUGAGAGUGAUCAGAUUGGAGAGCCGUUCUAUGUGUUUGACCGUGACUUCUACAACAACUCCUAUCUCCCAGAUUCACUGAAACCACCCCCUUACUUCAAGAUUCAGGAUGGCGUUGAUGACAGUAUAUUUUUCCUUGGAAGUUCUGGAUCAGGUGUAAGCUUUCACAAACACGCAGACGCCUGGAAUGGGGUCAUCUUUGGAAGAAAGAAGUGGUUUUUAUAUACAGUAGAUAAAACACCACCAGGAGGUGUGUAUCCAGGAUUUACCCAGCGAGAGUGGUUUGAUAAACUAUACCCACAACUGCAGGAUAAGGACAAACCUCUUGAAUGUGUCCAAGAAGCAGGCGAGAUUUUAUACCUGCCGGAGAGUGUUUACCACGGGACAGUAAAUUUGGGAGAUACAAUUGCUAUUGGAAUACAGAAGAAAGAAGCGGUUACAGAAGUGGAGAAAAUAUUUUAUACGGAGAGAAAAUUGGUCGAGUCCAUGCGAGGUUUGAAGGAAGACGAAAAGAAAAAAGCACAGGAAAAUCAGCUUAAGUUAUUAAAGUCUUUGCUUCACUUUAUCCCAGAAAACGCAGAAGUGCAUAUGCGAAUAGGAGAGUUAUACAGUGAACUCAAUGACUUUGUACAGGCAGAAAAUCACUUAAACAAAGCCAGACAGCUGGACAAGUUUUUCCUUAUUGCAACACUCAACUUAGCGUCUGUAAAACAAAAGAUGGUUGACCCACACGCAGCUGAAAGUUUGUACCGGGAAUGCAUGCACGCUACCUCCAAACUAUGGGAUGUGUAUGCACAAUACGGCGACUUUCUCUUAGCCCAGGGGCGACCAAAAGAGGCAGCGGAAAUAUACAGGAAGGGCAUCGAACUUGAACCUAACAGUCUUGCGUUUUGGCACCAUUUAAGAUACGCACAUGAAGUUUCCGGAAACCUCGAGGAUGCUCGCGAAACUCAGAAAAUAAUCGACGAGAUGAAGUAGCAGAACAAUCAGCAGGAGUUCUGGGCAUAUAUGCACUAUCGUCUUUGUAAUUCUAAUUUUAGGACAGGUUAUUUGUUUCACAUAGUUUUACCAUAUUUGCUUCUGUAAUAGCAUUUUGCUGAACUUUUCGAAUAAUAAGGAGAGCUACAGUAUUAAUCUUGGUUAAGGUUUUGCAUGCCAGCACAUCAAAGUCAUUAUCUUAGCAAAUGUUCCAUAUUUUGCAUUUAAACUUUUUAUAUGUGUUCCCAACUAUCCAACCUACUUAAUCAAUCAAGUUAGGUAAGACUGAAUUUGAAAGGUAUACAAACUAUACGCGUUCGUAUUCAACUUAGACUUUCUGGUUAAGAUUUUGCAUGUUACCACACAGAUAGUAAAAUCUCAGCAACAACUUGGUAUAUUGCCUUGAUAUUCUAUACAAGGGUACUCAAUCAUCCAUGUAGGAUAACUCUACUUUGCAUGAAAUGCAAUCAAUGGCCCUUUGUUAUUCGACUUAGAAAUUCUAGUUAAGGUUUUGCAUGUAACCACAUUUAAGUCAUUAUCUCAGCAAGUACAUCAUGCAUUGCUUUGAAGCUUGCGACAUGUCUUCUCAACUAUCUAACCUACUUUAUUAAUCAAGAUAGAUAACAACUUUAACUUCCAUUUAAUGCAAUAUAAUGCCCUUUAGUAUUGUACUCAGAAAUUCCUGGUUUAGCUCUUUCAUGUAAGCACACAUAGCAACUACUUGAUGCAUUGCAUUGAGACAGAAUACAGUAAUACUCCAUCAUUCAACGUACGUAAAUAACCCAGUAAGAUAUCUCUAUUUUGCAUAUAAUGCAAGUAAUGGUGCUUGGUUAUUCGACUUUCUUGGUAAAGUUUUGCAUGUAACCACAUUUUAGUCAUUAUCUCAGCAAAUCCAUCAUGUAUUGCACUGCAACUUUAUACAAGGGCUUCCAACCACAGAACUAUCUUAAUUAAUAAAGUAAGAUAUCUCUUUCUUGAACAUAAUAUAACUUUUGCCCAUUUCUUUUUCGACUUAGAAUUUCUGGUUUUUGACGUAAGUGCAUAGAAGGCAAUAACUACUUCAUGUAUUAUAAAGAAACUUUAUACAAUCAAGUAUGAUAACUCUUUUGCCCCUUUAUUAGUUUAGUGGUUGCAUGCUAUCAAUUUUACAGUAACCCAUGCACGUUUCACCAAAGCUUGCAAUCCUUAAUCUUUUAAACGGCGGAAUAGUCAAGCGCGCUGUCUCUGUGACAGCUCUUGUUAUAACAAAAAUAUAAAAAAGUAUGAAUGAGUCUCAGUCUAAAGACGUAAGUGAAUAUUCAAACCAUUGGCUCCAAUUUCUUAAAACGUUUUAACGGGAUUCGCCCAUGGUUUGUGAAUGUACUGUGUACGUUUUUUUUUUAAAUACGA
This is a messenger RNA of Mya arenaria, 3160 nucleotides long. RefSeq lists its product as uncharacterized. The record is from RefSeq and is a predicted model, not a curated record. The transcript has 11 exons. Gene Ontology annotation, molecular function: protein binding. Lineage: Eukaryota; Metazoa; Mollusca; Bivalvia; Myida; Myidae. Bases 161 to 1771 code for a protein of 536 amino acids.